CUGCACAGAAUCAUCAAAACGCUGUCUGUGCCAUCAUUUUCGUACGACUCUUAUCUCGCACACGCCCUUUUAUUUGUUUCAUUUGAUACGGUUUCCUCUGUGACAGACUGUUUCUUAGGAUUUCAAUUUCUGGAUACAGUAUAAAUCACCGAGAAUAGAAAGAAAGAAAGAAUGAGAUUUUUCGUUGCUUGGCGUGUCCACAUUCACCAACAUUUGAGGCUUUUGACUUUGCUCGUUUCUUAAAUCAUGUUUGAUCCCAUGUCGGCUUGUCGUUUCUUAUUUUGGAAUUCGCAAUAAAAUUUGCCGAUUCUGGGACUAUUUUGGUUCUUGGCUUCUUUGUUGCUUGUGCUUGUGGGAGUGAAGAGAUUUUGAUGGAAAUUCUUGCAUUCAGUGGCGAAAUUGAAAUAGGGUCACUUGUAUGAUCCAAGGAUCUCUUAUUUAAGCUGCGUUCUUUUAUUUUAUUGGCAGUGCUUGAGUAUUUGUUUCUCAUUGAAACUAGCAGAAGCAAUGUCGAAAAUAAUGGAAUCUAAACAGUCUGCACCAAGUGUCAUUGCAAGGUUGAUGGGUUUUGGAGAACUUCAUCCUCAGCAGCCUGUGCAAAAAAGACAGAGAGUAUUGUCUGAGAAUUAUCUACGAAGAGUUGCUUCUAUUGGUGUGCGAGAGAGACAUUCAUUUCAUGCACGAAAUUCAUUUAGGCUUGGCUGUGACGAGCAGAAAAAAUGCAAGGAUGUAUUUGGAGUAUCAGAGACAUUAAAGAAUGAAAAGCACCAUCUUCUGCCAGUUUCAAAAAGGAAAUUAAAAUCAGAUUCUUCAGAGGUAAAUAGGACCUUGAUGAGGCAGAAGUCCAGAUUUGAAAAAUGUGUCACAGCCGACAAGAAGCUUCAACUUUCAAUCAAAGAUUGUGAGGCAUAUGAAGUAAUUGAUUCAGAGAUGGAUUUUUCUCCAAAGUAUUUCAAGGAUCCUGAUGUCCUGAUUAUGAAGCCACUCAAUGAUUGGCAAUUUAUCCCUUCCCCUUCUCAGUCAGGGCACAUUCCUAUCUCAAAUUCAUCACCUUUUUCAGAUUUUAGAGAGACCAAGGUACACAGGAGAUUUUGGAGGAUGGGCAGACGAGGAUAUGUUGAAUCCAAUGAGAAAAUCAAGAAUGGCCUAUCUACAGGUUCCUAUGGAGAACUUGGUAUCGUUAAUGUCAGUAAGUUCCCCAGAUCUUCAUUUGACUUCGCCAAUAGAAGAUGUAUCCCCACUACAAGGGUUGCUGUUUUAAAAUCGUACCCUGAAAGUCCGCAAAAUUCUGCGAGUCAAUUUUCUUCAUCAACUACAACUCAUGGCUUUCAGUUAGGUGACAGGAAGCACACAGAUAUUCUUAAUCCUGGAAGUGGAAAUUUAUUUAUUGAAGAAGGAAGAAAAAACAUAGCUGAUGAUAGGAAAUCCCGUAGACCAAGGUCUAGCUUUUCAAAUGAAAGUAAUCGACAAAUGGAACAUGGUUUAAGCAUCAUGUCUGCAAGGGUACCAGAAUUGGAAACUGGAAGUAGCGCCACUACUCACGAAGUUGAUCACACAGUACAAGGAAACUUGGUGACUGAGGAGUUAGAGGUCACACUCGAGGAUAAGGAUCAGUCUGAGCAGAAUUGUGUGGUUUCAAGGUCAUCAUUACAUGAUGUUGCGUCCAUUAGUGUGGUUCUUAAUAUACUGUCUGAUCCAGAAACUGAAGCUGUUGGCAAGUCUUUCGUAAUUGUUGAGAAGCAUUAUGGAUCUACUGAGCAUAUCUUGGAGAAAGAUGAUAGUUCUUCUUCUUAUUCCCCAGAGAAAUCAAUUCAACAGGAUAUGCCAAGUGGGGUCUCUGAAGAAGGUUCUGUUUCUUCAUGUUGCUCUGGCACAGAAUUUGAGUCUCCUAUGAGCUUGGAGGAUGCUUAUCAGCCUAGCCCAGUUUCAGUCCUGGAGCCAAUUUGUGAGAACGAUAUUUCAUCUUGCUCAGAAAGCUUUCAGAAUGGUGGUGUUGAUUUACAAGGUUUACAGCUGCAACUCGAAAUUUUGAAAUCUGCGGUGUCAGAUGCAUACUCAGAAGGAUCUGGGAUGAUUGUGUCUAGUGAUGAAGAUUCUGGGGAAGUUGUAUCUAUUGGCUACUCUGAGGAAUAUGAAGAUUCAUUCAAAGAAGAGAGUAAAGAGUUCUCCUAUCUGGUUGACGUCUUUAGUGAGGCAGGUUUUUGGAGCAGGAAUCCCUUUGUUGGCUCUGAUAAAUGCCAUUCUCAGGAAUGCCUGAUAGACCCUUCCGUCUUUGAGACAGUGGAGAAGAAAUAUGGCGUGCAGAAAUCAUGGAAGAGAUCAGAAAGGAGGCUUUUAUUUGACCAUAUAAAUUCUGGACUAAUGGAGAUAUUGCAUUCAUGCACGGGUGUGUUUUCGCGGACAAAGCGUGUAGGAAGAAGGCUUAGUUUUAGGCAUAGCCAUGAGACAAUUAUGGAGGAGCUGUGGAGCUUGCUGGUCAGCCAAGAAAAACAAGCGUUCAAGGAAUCAGAGAAGGUGCUGGGAAACGAUGAUGGGUGGCUGGAUUUGGGAGAUGAAGUUGAGGUAAUCGGUAUAGAAAUAGAGAAUUCUUUGAUUGAUGAACUGGCAGCAGAGUUAGUCAGCAUAGAAAAUUUGUGAUAUUUUUUUAAAAUUCUUGCAUUUAUCAUCAUCAGAAAACCUCAGGGUAUAGAGAAAUAGUAUCAUUAUUGCAUGUAAAUCUAUUGUUCUGCACCAUAUAAGAGAGUUGUAACUAGGAAAAAAGUUUUGAUAGAGUGAGUUUUGAAUUAGCAUGUUAGAUUUAAGUGGGGCAUUAUUGGCUUAUAAACGUCUAUAGUCUAUACUGCUGUCAAAAUGUUUCAAGGCAGUGUAUACCAUUUGUUCUUUGCGGAAAUUCAGUGACAUUCAGUUUUUUAGCAGAGUGUGUUGAACUUUUACAGCUGUGUGUAAAAUCUUACGAUUUUAUGGUUUGAUUUUA
This is a messenger RNA of Tripterygium wilfordii, 2974 nucleotides long. RefSeq lists its product as uncharacterized. The record is from RefSeq and is a predicted model, not a curated record. The transcript has 4 exons. NCBI's taxonomy places the organism in Eukaryota, Viridiplantae, Streptophyta, Magnoliopsida, Celastrales, Celastraceae. Bases 508 to 2637 code for a protein of 709 amino acids.